Molecule: messenger RNA, 11523 nt
Organism: Oreochromis niloticus (Nile tilapia)
Lineage: Eukaryota; Metazoa; Chordata; Actinopteri; Cichliformes; Cichlidae
Gene: szt2
Product: SZT2 subunit of KICSTOR complex
Exons: 74
Coding region: 175-11142 (3655 amino acids)
Cellular component (GO): peroxisome
Source: RefSeq, a predicted model, not a curated record
AAACAAGAAGACGAAGAAGAACAUGUCGACGCUGAUACCGCUCUACGAGCACCUGAUCAGAAGAGAAGACAGAUGAUAAACAAGUACUAAUAAAGACCACUUUGCACAACACAGAGUGGACAUCCGUCGGCCGAGCCUCGCCGACAUCCCUGCAGCUCUUAUGCUAAACACGGCAUGGCAGAGAGACCGGACAAUGAGGUGGAGGAGGCUGACCACAUCUACCUGCUCAUGAAGGAGGACUACCGGAUCUCUAGGAAUGUGCGACUGGCGUGGUUUCUUAGUAAACUUAACCAAAUCAUCUGUCCGGCUUCAAAGCCUGAAGUGCUGCACUCUGAAAAUGAACUGGACCUGCUUAGCAUCUUACCUAAAGGAUGGCAGCCAGAUAUCUCCCCAACUCCACACCCAUGCAUACUGAUGCCUUCCACCCGGGCCACCUUCCUGGCCCGGAGGUACCGCUUCAUCAUCGAGCUGGACCUCAGUCCCUCCACAGGGAUUGUGGAUGACAGCACAGGUGAGAUGAUCUUUGAUGAGGUCUUCCACGCCUUGUCACGGUGUCUGGCUGGUCUGGUUCAACCAUUCAAAGUCCCUGGAACAGAUCGAUUUUUCAAGCCUAAGAUCUUCAUCACCAUCCUUGCAUAUUCCUCCAUCAUUGGCCUCACUUCACAUCAGGUUUUGGUCCAAGGAUGUCAGCUUGAUAAAACAGACCUGGAUGAGUUCUUGCAUCACAUCUACCAGCAGCUCAGAGCGUUGGAGAGUAGCAUCGCAGAAGUCCUGCAUCAGCAGCACGAACAGUGCGUGGAGCCGUCACAGAGCUCAAGUGACCAGAGCAGCAGCCUGGACGAGCACCCCCACAGGAAGCAAAGUGUUUCCAUGGUGUCAGCUGAAAUGGGGCUGGUCAGCAUGGUACGCCAGGGCAUCCUGGCCCUUCAGCUGCUGCCUCCCAACUCCAGUGCAGGUAUCAUUAUCAUCACGGACGGGGUUACGAGUGUUCCUGAUGUCGCCAUGUGUGAAACCCUGCUGAACCAGCUCAGGAGUGGAACCAUCUCCUGCUCCUUUGUACAAGUUGGCGGGGCGUACUCCUACGACUGCAGCUUUGGCUAUAUCCCCAACGUCGAGCUGAUGAAGUUCAUCUCAUUAGCUACUUUUGGCUCCUACCUGCCCAGCUGUCCUGAAGUGGACCUAAACAGCGAGGAGAUGAAUGCCUACCACAAAGCAUUUUUAACAUACUCCUUCCUCAAGAGCCCCGAGUCCAUGAACUCAGAGUAUUUCUGUGUUUCCCAGCACAAGCUGUUCAAUGAGCACCUGGUGUCGGCCAGCGGGAACCCUGCUCUGGUCAUGAGGAGGAAGAAGCACACGGAGAAAGAAGUCCAUGCUCAUCUAAUCAGCGUGGUGUCUGUGAGGCUGAGAGAGGGCUACACCAUCACAGACAUCAGCCUUACUAAAGGUGGGACUCAGCUGGAGGUGAAGCUCGUGCUCUUAUGGAAACACAACAUGCACAUUGAGUAUCUCGCGGCUGCCUCCUGGCCUCUGGACCCCUCCAAGAGAACCACCAGAGUGGAGGUGACGAUGGAGGGGAGCUACGACAUCUUGCAUGACAUCAGCUGCACCCAGAGGAAACCCAUCACCAGCCAGUACCGCACCUCUGUCAUCCGACGCUUCUGGAACACACUGCAGAGCAUCAACCAAACUGAUCAGAUGUUGGUGCACCUGCAGUCAUUUAACUCAAUGCCUGAGAACUACAUGAUUCCUGAGAGCACCAAAAAUGGAGUUCCCCUGUUCUACAUCCCUCCUGGCUCCACCACUCCGGUCUUGUCUCUGCAGCACAGUGGAUCGAAAGAUUCCUCCCAGUCCCAGUUUGCAUCAUACUGGAAGCCCAUCCUCUCCAUGGACGCCAACUUCUGGCAGAGAUGGCUACACAUGCAUCGCAUUGUCAUCAUCCUUGAGCAUGAUAUGCCUGUCCCCAAACAUCUGCACACAGCUGGAAACAACGGGCGCUACAGCACCAUUCAGUGUCGCAUCUCCCACUCGGCCCUCACGUCACUGCUGAGGGACUGCAGCAGCUUCGUGCUGGUGGAGGGUUACUCAUAUGUAAAACUCAUAUACAGCUCUUCUGAUCAGCCUCCCACCUCCUUCUACUUGGUGCGUGUCAUCUCAAAGACCCCCUGCAUGGUCCUGCGUCUGGGUUUCCCCAUCGGUACACCGGCCCAUAUUAGGAACAAGAUUGUGGAUGAGCUGCGAGAGCAGAUCCUCAAGCUUCGCUUCCCUCAUCGUGUUCAGAACAAAGAGGCAACACCCAAAACCAAGAGGAAGGCUGUUGGCCACCCAUCUCCCUCCAAGUCUCCCUCCAUCCCUGCUCCCAAGCCUGCGCUCUCUGACAGACCCUGUGUGGUGGUGGUCAGUAAGCCUCUGGAAAAGCUGCUUAUCAGGUAUGACAAGCUUCCUCUAGACUUCAGGACUCCCUUCAUCUUCAACAUGGAGAACUUCCCACUGCCCUCCAACACCACUGCACCCCUCAGUUUGGCAGCGAAUCGCACAGCCUCCUCGACGCUGGCCUCUCUGUCACGUUACUUCCUGCACCAGCGUUGGGUGUGGGCCGUGCAGAGCAGCCAGGGACCGGCUGUAGCCAUGCAGGCUGUUGCCCAUAUCCUGUCCAUGCUCUCGGAGAUUCGCCUGUCAGAAGGCUUCAACUUUGCUGCCAGUGGUGAGGGCAUUAUAAACAUGGUGAUCGAGCUGCCAAUGAAGGGAAUGUCAGGAGACGUGGACAGAGAAAGCCACUCUUGUAUUGUUCAGUAUAUCCUAUUUCCCCCUCACUCUACCUCAACUAAGGACAGCUUCUCCACCGACGAUGACAAUGACACCGAGGUGGAGGCGGUCGACCUGGACACAGAGCUGAACCUCGUGACCGAAUGCUGGGUGGAACCGCAGUGCGGCACGGUGAACUGCGCGGAUCAGCACCGCUACUUUCAGAGCCUUAAGUACCAGGAGAUCCCUCAAGCAAUCUUCCCGAGGGACUUGGCCUGCAUGUCCACCAUGAUGACCUUUGAAUAUCUGAGCCAGCUGUGUCAGAAUAAGGAUCAGGUCUGCUCACUGCCAGCUGGACUCAAGGAUACACAAGGAGAACAUCUGGUCUCUGAGGAGAGCAUCCACAUGGUUCCUUUCCAGUUUGACCUCAUUAAGCUGCUCCCAAAAUGCCAGCAGGUUGAACUCUUUUUCGUCACAUUCAGCACAGCGAUGGGGAAUGAGGAGCAGAUGAACAGCUCCCCCUGCCUGCCCAAUGAGCUCCUGCUCAGCCUCUUCCACACCAGCCUGGAGAACGAGCUGAGUGACAGAGAGAUCCCGUUAGCUGACGGGGACCACGUCGCCUUCAUGCAUCACAUCUUGGAGCGGGAACGAGACGGCCACGUCGCUCCUUUCUCCCUGCCAGUUAUUAAAGAGGAGUGCGUCAAACCUCCAGAGAAACAGGACACGAUGACAUCGUUCUACACCGCCGGCAGCAGCAAAGAGGUGAUGGGGUCAUCCAGCACCUUACAGAGUUUCAGUAAUGCAGACCUUGUGGAUGAAGAGCCCCUGUUGUUGGAGAGCAGCUGCUCUGCACCACAGUGGAGAUGUUAUGCCAAAUGCAUCAGCUCCCAGCAUCUAAUCCUCACGUUCCUUCCUGCUACCUUCACAGAUGUUCUGAUGUUGAUGGCUUCAGGAGAGAAUGAGCCUCGGAGUAAUGUGAGCACACAGGAGGACGACACUUUGACUCCCAGUAACAAAUCUCAGGCUGACUCCUUGUCUGGAUCCACCGGUGGCCUUGAGGGGUCCGAGUCUGGACUCAGCCUGCGCUCUAAUCGGCGACCGAGCUCCAGCACUGCCAGGUCCCCUGUGCUCUCAUCUCCAUCUGAAGGCCAGACUGGAGCUUCUGACUCCCAGACCCUGGAGCAGAACAGCUGGGACAGCAGAGGGUCAGAGAUGGAGAGUUGGAUGCCAGGCUCAGAUGUUGGAGAAAGAGAGGGAGUCCACUUCUCUGAGCCACAGAAGUCAGACUUCCAUAUCAGCCUCAGCAGACAGCUUUCCCAGCAGAGCACUGGUGACAGCAGCCAGCUAAAGUGUCCAGUUUACGUCUACAACUGUUCACUGGAGAAUCUGAAAGAGCAGCUGGUUCACCCAAACUCCAGCCGCCAACCCAGGGACGUCUUCUUCAGAGCUCAAGAUGCAGAGUCCUGGGAGAUGUGUCAGCAGAUGAAGUUCAGCAGGUCUCUAUCUCAGGAUCGCAGCAGUCCGUCUCCUUGGACCGACCUCCUGUCUCAGCCUCACAAACACAAGGAGCUGGCCAACUACUGCAGCAUGCUGCAGGAGCAUUACUACCAGAGCUACGUCAAAGGGGUAUACCGCAGCCUGCAGCAGUCCUACAACAUCAGCUCCCAGGACAUCCUGAUGGCGAUGGACUACUGUGAAGAAUCGCUGCAGGAGAUCGACAUCACCUCCUUCCUGCAGACGCUAUGUGGACACAUCAGGGUCUUCAGGGAACACGGCAAGACUCCAGGAUGGGGAGGAGGGCCUCUGAAACCUUCAAGGAGCCCUGCCACGUUCAUCAUUGGUGAAGCUGAGGGGGAGCAACUCGAUGAUAAAGUGGCCUCUUCAUGCAGUACUGAAGUGGAGGACACCAGUGAGGCUGAAUCCAGAGGAAUUCCUGAUUCCUCUGCUCCUACAUCUCCACCGAUCAAGGAAGAGUCCAAGAAAGGAAAGAUACCAGAAUUCCCUCUGACGCUGCUUCAGACACAACCCACCUGUGAAGUGUAUCCAGAUCUGCACAAAAUAAUACAGGAUAAAUUCAUGGAGAUCCUUUCUCAGUAUUUCAAAAGUGUUCCCUCCAAUCCACACUACUUCUUCUACUCUCCACCUUCAUCCAAGAAAGAGGAGUCGGAGGACGGCGAGAUGAAAAGACGGCCGAGUGAAGAGCUGCUGUCAGAAGCUGAGCCCGCCACUGAAGACGAAAACGUGCCGGCCUCCUGCAUAAUGACGGAGAGUGACACAGAUCUGGUGGUGGAGUAUGAGGAGCACCCAGGCAACAGCUCCCAUGGAGAGGGUGAGGACCAGUCCCUGUCUGACUCCAACACUGUGAACCAGGACCAGGACUCAUUCAGCAUCCUGGAGGGAGAGUCCCUGCUGGAGAAUGAGGCCCCACAGCUGGACAUGCCACCACUGUUUGUUCAUAUUACCUGCUCUGUCAACAUGAAGAGCUGCCAUGGCUCCAUGCCCAUACAGACACUGCCCACGUGCCUGGGUGAGGUCAUUUCCUGCCUGGAGAAUGCUGAGGCGGUGCAGUCUGUAGAUCUGAACGAACUCUCAGUCACGCUGGAUAUUUUUGUUCUGACGCUGCCUCUGGAGAUCGAAGCCAUGGCCGACUUCCAUCAUAACAGGUACACCUCAGAGAGCAGUGUGAAUCGUUCACCAGGGCAGCCCUCCUCCUAUCGCUCUGAUGAGGAGCUGAUGGCCGUGCUGGACAGUCUGAGGGGAGGAAGUGUCAACGGCAUCUCUGGUGACCCCUUAUCCAAACUCCCACUUCCCCACAAGUUGGCAAUCCUGGCCACAAUGGACGAGAUCCGCUGGCUGCUGGAGGACGAGAUCGUCUCUGCUCUGCGUCACUCUCGGGUCAUCGGCCCGGCCACGCUGCAGAAAGUGGCGGAGCACGUUUUACGCUCCAGCGGUCGACCGCACUGUCACUGCGAGGAAGUCCCGCUUCAGUUUGUCUUUGGGCCUGAACUGUCCCUGGAAAAAUUCAAAGAGGAGUUUCGUAGGAUGUCUUUCUCUGGCUAUGUGUUAAAUGGAGAACAGGCCGGCUUCUACUAUAUGUCCCUGAGCAGACUGCACCCACAGAGGAUCCGAGAGACCAAGAGGCUGUCUGAGAGCACUGCAUCCCCCCCACUGCACCCUGCCGCCACCACCACCACCACCAUAUCCUGCAGUGCUGCAGCUCAGGUGGAGACCACGACACUCGAGAGUGAAGCAGAAGCUCAGGCCGACAGUGAGAGUGAGGACAAGAAGCCAGUCAGUGUUGCUGCUGAUGCUCUCAGUGACACGACUACGGACGCUGGUGAAUCAGUUAGAGCCUUGAAGCCUGAAGCGGAUGACUCUGUUAGCAUGGUUGGGGACAGAGGUCAGCCCAGUGCCCCCCAGCUCCAGGCAGAGAGCUGCACAGAGUCCAGCUCACCCCCAAAGACACCAUCGAGUGUCAGCCUGGCUGAGUCAGUGCAGUCGGCCUCUCACAGUGGCGGCAAACUCAGGCCGAGUCGAGUCCAGAGUGUCGUCUCCAGCCAAGGCAGCCUGGACUCAGACAUGCAGGGUUAUGAUGGUGGCAGCAGCGACUCUGAGUGUGAGAGCCCCACCCUGGACGAACAGGAGUGCCAGUCCCGGCUUAUGCCAGACUUCUGGCUCAUUGUUAAGAUCCACCAGGACAGAGUGACGGUCUACUCCCACUCCAGGUGCUUCAGUGAGGGAAAAGAGGUCGGCACUGAGGAGCUGGAGAAGAAAGAGGAAGAGCAGGAGUUGCCUGAAUACUUACAGCUCCACCAAAUGGUGGUCAGGAAAAUCGGAGACAUGUGCAGAAUUGUGAAUCAGCGUAUGCUGCUCCAGGACCUGCACGACAGCCAUCUUUGUAACAAGCUGCUGGUGGCUGAGAGUGAGGAAGACAUCUGGAAGAGUGAGCCUCACUGCAGGCAGAGGCUCAACACCUCUGAUGAUUACAGCACAGAGGAGAGCUACCAGGCCAGAGAUUAUCUGGCUGCUACCAUGCAGUUUAUCCCAGGGCACUUUGCCUGCGAUGUGGUGUGGCGCACAAUCAUCCACAUUCACCCCCGACUCAAGAUGGGACCCAACAUGGGAGUGGCCAGAGCGAUCCAGGCCCUGCGCUCUGUGUUGAAUGCGUUCUGUGUGGUCAACAGGAAGAACAUGUUUGUCUACCAGGAGCGUACCACUAAAUCAGUCUUCUACCUCAGACUCUGUGAAACGUCACUAACAGGGAAGUACUCCGACAUGGACGGGAACCUCCACACGCCUCGCUGCAUCGGGCUCGCCAGGAGUCAAGAGCCUUCGAUGUCCGAGGACUCUGUAGGCUCCAGGUCUUCUUUGGAGGGCUCUCGGCCAGUUGGACAAGUAGAUAAGCACAUCCUGCUGCUGGUGCAUGGAGUGGGGAGUGCAGGUCCAGAGAUCACAGACGAGCUGGUGAAGGUGCUGCGUAAGCGCCUGGAUGAAACCACCUUGGACAUCAUCACUGUUAUGCUUGUCAGGAACUGCAAGCUGACGCCAGCUGAUGUGGAGUUCAUCCAGCCGUCAGGAUCUCCAGCCACUGAGGUGAUGACCUUCAGCCUCCCCCAGUACUGCCUCCCCUGGCUGUCCGCUGUGGCUCACUACCUCAAACAGAACCUCCUCAUCUUCCUGCACGUGCCCAAGUACACGGACAUGAAUACAGCACAUCACUUCAAGCACUACUUUCAUUUGAGCAGUGACAUGGCUGACGGUGAUAUCUACCUCUACAAUAAGCCCGGAGGCCAGGGGACGGGAGGCAAAGGUAUCGCCUGCAUCGCCCUCUCCUUUGUCGAUGCCCACGGUCGGCCCCUUCAAGUUCCAGCUCAGGACUGUGCCGCCCUGCAGAGGUCCGAGAACUGCACCGUCCCCCUUCACCCAGAUCACUUUAAUGAGCUGACCGCUGUCGUCAAAGUGGAGUCCAUCAUUAGCGGCUCAGAGCCGCAGCUGUAUGUCCGCUUCGACAUCUGGGAACAAGGCAACAUUAGCCCCUUUCAGCUGAGUGACAAACUGCAGGGGGCACUGCGCCACGCUCUGUGUGACGUUGUCAUGGAGCUGAGAGUAUUGCCAAACCCUCUCUGUGUCGGGGUCCUCUGCCCGGCAACGAAAGCUCAGAAAGAAGAGGCAAAAGGACUGCUGAUUCCUUUGCCUGAGGUGAAAGAAGUGAAGGACAGCCCCAGGCAGCGCAGCGGCUCAAGGGUUUUUAAAACCAGUCCAUCUCCGAUCAGCUUAAUCCAAGCUGUAGGAGGCGGCCCCAUGACAGGAAGUAGCACACCCGAGUCCACCACGCCUACUGGCAAAAGCACUCGCCGCAGCUUCUGGGACAUACUGAGUAAGCCAGACUCGGCUGAGCUCGGGAGCCCCAAGACGACAGACGACAUUGUGCAGGAGAAAGGAGAGGAGGGCCGAGCGGCGCGCCGCAGACACAAGACGGAGAACGUAAAGCAGCAGUGGAGCCAGGACAAGACGGUGGCUGUGGAGCUAGAGCAGACCCAGAGGAGGCAGCUGUCUCAGUUUGAGGAGGGAGAUGUGGGCACUCUGCACCCCAUUUACCAAGAUAUCUGCCAGCCAUGGAUAACUUUCAUGGCCAAACUUGGUUGUCCCUCCAUUCAGCAGUGUACAACUAAAACUGCUUCACACUUCCUGCUGCCCUCCAUCUUGGCAGAGAUUGUCAGUUUGGUCAGCUCGCUGGCCGCCGAUACAACAGUGAAGACAUUUCGAAAGACAAGCUGCCCCACAUCUGGAGACCAUUUUGUGCCGCUCCCUCUUGCUCAGAACCUCAGCCAACCACCGGAUGCUGUGAGGAGCUUCAUUCUCAUCGGCCGCAACUUCCAUCAGUGGCACUACAGCACAGAGCAAGAAGACAGUUCAGAUGAGGAAAACAGCCCAGUGCUAAAUAGGUUCACACCUCAUAAAGGCUUCCAGCGCUUCGAUGCUCUGGAGCAGAGCGAGUCGAUCAGUCCGAGCCAGGCUGGGCUGGGAAUGGCUCCUCGCCAGAGGUUCCUCUUUAUCAGCAUCCUGGACAAAAAGGUGACGCUGUACAGCUACAACUGGUCCGUGGAUUUGGGCGCCUCUCUGAAUCGCGAGCUGGUGCGUCUGGUGAAGUGGCAGAAUGCGAGGGCUCAUGUUGUCCACUGCCUGUUCAACCAGAAGAUGGGUCUCUUCCAUCACUACUGCUUUUCCGAUGCACCCAUCCAUGAAAUAGACUCCAAGCAGGAUCCCAACCCAUUCCUCGGUCCCUCCAUGGAGCCUGAUGCAUUGCUGCGGAGCGCAGUCCCUCCUCUGCCCAGUAAAGAGCAGGGCAGACUGGGAAACUCUGGUCGAAUUCUUGCUCCCCUCCACUUUCCCUCUGAGUUGCUUCCCUUUGAUGAAGCUCUGAGGGACGUCUGCACCAUUCGACCUUUGAUGGACGGAGAUGUGGUGGCUCGACAUGGCAGCCAGCUCUUGGAGAUCAAAGCUGCUGAGCGGAGAGAAUUAGAGAAGCAGAUGAAGAUAGAGAACCUGUUUGUGACCUGGCAGCAGAGGUCAGCACAGUCCAACAUGCCCAUUUCAGGGACAGAUUUGGAGACUCUGAAGCAGUCAUCCCGACUGGUCCACUACUGUGCCACCCCUCUGCUCUUUGACCCCGUCUUCCGCAAGCAGAUCCAAGAGGAGCAGAUUAUUCAGCCUCUAGAAAAGAAAAGGCAUCGCUCCAGUGAUUCCACGGCAUCAGGUCGGGACCGGAGCUACAGCACAGACUCGGCUGACAUGCUGCCCGGCCGACUGAAGGAAGAACCCUGGCUGCUUGAAAUUUCCAGCACCUUCCUUCAGCAGUAUGUCCAAUACCUGCAGAGCAUGGGCUUCAUUUUGGUGCAGGUCCGGCCUCAGUCUCCAGCUCGCAGCAUCGCCCGUGCUCGUGCUGCCAUGUUGAACUCCAUGUCAUCAGAAGGCAGGAUGUCUUUUUCUUAUGUGAAGCAGAAGAGCGAGGACAGCCCUAAGGCUGCAGCGUCUGGUACCACCGCGUAUCACCUGCAGAGGGCGCUGCCAGGAGGCAUCGUGUUGAUGGAACUGGCUUUUCAGGGCUGUUACUUUUGUGUGAAGCAGUAUGCACUGGAGUGUUCCCGUAUUCCCAUGGGCCAGACCGUCAACUCGCAGCUCUCCAUGCUCUUCACUGAGGAGUGUGAUAAAGUGAGGGACACCAUGCACGUUCACUCCUUCAGCUACGACUUCCACCUGCGAGUGGUUCACCAGUACCUGGUCGGCUGCCACAUGACGCUACGGCAAGGCUACCAGCUCACCGACUUCCUGGACGACUUCAUCUCCCAUCACCCGGACAUCCCCAAGUUCGGCCGCAACCACGUCUUUCAAGGGAGCUUCUCCAUCUCCACGGGGAUGAUAACGGCUCACCAGCUCUACAACUACAUCACCGACCACGCCAGCACGUAUGGCAUGAAGCCGCUCCGCAUGUCGAAGGCUGCGGUGGCCACUGACAACAAGAAGGCGAUGCCUGACCUUCACGAGUAUGCCCUGGUGGCUCUGUGGAACAGUUCGGGCUCUUACAAGGAUCUGGACGGUCUGCCCCACCACGAUGACUUUGACGUUUCCCUGGUGGUGUGUCACAACGCUGCUCCGUUUGAGGAGCAGUCAGACGGGGAGCGGCAUCUGCUCAGGCUACGCUUCUACGUGAUCAUGACCAGUCAGCGGGAGCUAUUCCCCCGCCUCACUGCAGACAUGCGCCGCUUUAAGAAGCUUCCUCAGAUCCACCGUGAUCCCGGAGAGCUGGGGGACGGCUCUCCCAGGAUCGAAGGCUCAGGGCUCCUCUACGCCUCCCCACUGUUCCCUCUUCUCAACAACGAGGUGGCGUCUGCCCGCAGACAGAUCCAGAUCAGCGUGGAGCAGGCCAUGGGUCACUGCCGCAGGGACAACCUGUGGAGGAGGCUGUUCCACGGCGAGCAUGUGGCCCUGGAUAAACUGAAGCUGGCCAAGUUGUCAUUCAGUGAGCUGGAGGAGCUGCUGGAGGCCGUGCAGAGCCGGUCAGUGGGGGAAAUCGACCCGCAGCUGGACUGUUUCCUGACCAUGGGUCCAGCCUGGUACCAGAGUCUCAUCAAAGUCCUGCUCAGUCGCUUCCCUCAGAGCUGCAGACACUUCGACGACAACGGCAUCCAGUAUCUGGUGAGAAAGUUUACAGACUGCUUCGUUCUGGUAUUUCUGGACAACCAAGCUGGAAAAACUAGUUUAAAGGUUGUGUUUCGGGAGCCGCUGCCAUUGCAGCCGCAGGCCGGCAGCAGCCCUCCUCCUCAGCUCGUGUCCAUGUAUCAUCACCUGGAGUCUGUAAUUAACACCGCGUGCUACAAUCUGUGGACCGGACUGCUAUAGCACUCAAACCCGACUCGUGUCCGUGCUGAACACAAGAAACAUGGAAACGACAGCAGAAGGAAACCUUUCUAUAUAAUGAUGAGCUCACUGACUGGGAACAGCAACAUACUGGACUCGUGUGCAUUUAAGAAGCAGUUUUAAAUGUUAAGGAUCAUAAAGUGGAGCAAACACUACAACGUGUUCCCUCGCAGCACUUUGUCAUCAGGUUCUACGUGACAGUUACUGCCUUCAAACAGCACCGUGACCACGCCACAACGAAAGCUCCUUUCUUACCAUUAUUCUCAAGAGUCAGACGGGCGAUCAACAUCCCAAUAAUUCAGAUUGAUAAAGAGAACCGCAGGCAAUCCCUUUAAAUCAAAACAUACAAAAUAAUGUUUAAAA